AUUUAUGCUGCGCCUUCACACCCCAUGGCCAUCAUCGUCACCAUUGUUGUUUGGAGGCAUCGACUUGGUGGCGUGUAAUUCGGCACAAUUGAGCGAUGGUGUCCCAUGGUGCAUCUGCUUGCUACCUUCCUAUUCUUGGGAUCGGGACCGUUGGAAGUCAAUCGACGCGGGAAAGCACAAGCGACAAGGGGAAGCUGCCUUGUGGCCAAUCAGACCAGAGAACCCGUCGACGCCCGCCGGCCGGCGUUGAUUGCGCGACUCGCGAUUGCCGUGUAUAACGGACGUGACAUAUCGCAUCAUCAUGGCGACACCCCAAACCAAGGCCGCAAUUGGACGUCCAGUCGAAUUGGGCACAUCACCAAUCAACAAGUUGCAGUGGGAGUAGAGCACCGCGGAGCGAGGCUACCAAAAAGAGAAACCAGGGCUAAUAUAAGCUUGAAUCUGACCUUCUUAUCUGAGAAAGGGGUCACUUAGUUCGGGGCUCUGCCGACGUCCCAUAGGCCAACUCAAAGUACAAGCAACGAUCCUAAGCAGGGGUCAUGCGGCAGAUGUGGUGCACCACGGCCGCAAUUGUCAA
Molecule: messenger RNA, 577 nt
Organism: Pseudomassariella vexata
Lineage: Eukaryota; Fungi; Ascomycota; Sordariomycetes; Amphisphaeriales; Pseudomassariaceae
Exons: 1
Coding region: 106-474 (122 amino acids)
Source: RefSeq, a predicted model, not a curated record